CAGCCGCGGUGAGAAACGGGUCUUUGGUCUGGACUCAAACAACAACCUCCGAGUCCUCACGAGCUUUACGACGAGAAACUUCGGGAUUUAUUUGAGUUUUUCAGUUUUGUGACAGAGUUUGGAGCCACUUUGAUUUUGUUUUGGGAAGAAGGAGCAACAGUUAGAGACACUGAUUGUCCUUUAUCUCUGAGCAGUCGAGGACAACAGGCUCGCUCGUCCAUGUCGUCACAGCGGCAGCAGCACAGAGGCCAGCCGCUGCCUGCAGAGCCCAGGGAAGGAGUCUGAUCUCGGGCUGAGAGAUCCAGCUAAUGCCCCCAACACACACUGAGCUGGAACAUGCUAUAGCCACCUGACAGCCAAUCAAAAUGAUGGCCUCGGUGGUUGUCGGGGGCAACCGGAAGAAGUCCCUCACGUUGAGAGGGGUGGACCCGGAGACCUGCAUGAUCGUGUUUAAGAACCACUGGGCACAGGUGGUGAAGAUCCUGGAGAAACACGAGCCGGGUCGCAGCGGCACUGGUGCGCUGAGUUUCCUCUCUGGUCAUGCUAGCAGCAGCAGCAGCAGCAGCAGCAGCAGCAGUAGCGGCGGCGGCGGCUCUGGAGCGUUACGCCUCGGUCCCAUCCCGGCUGACGAAGCCAGCGCCGUCCAGAACUACGUGGAACACAUGCUCUUUCUGCUGAUGGAGGAAGAGGCGGGACAAGGAGGAGCGAUGGGUCCAAUCCUGGAGUUUGUGGUUCUGGAGGGUGUGAUGGAGAGACUGUUUCUCUGGAGCCUGAGGAGGCAGUUUACCGAGGACAUGAAGCUGGAGCAGCUCCGGAUGUACCAGAUGCUUCUGUCUCAGGCCAAACAGCCUCUACUGCACCAUAAACCUGUUCUACGGCCGCUCAUGAUGCUGCUGGCCUCGUGUGCCGGAGCUGGAACCGACAGCGGUGGUGUGGUGGAGGCGGAGCUUGUCCUCCUGUUGUACCAGCUGUGUGUGGCUCUGGUCAAGGAUCCCUCGGUGCUGGAACUGUUUUUCCACACCAGUGAGGACCAGGGAGCCGCCAACUUCCUCCUCUUCUCCCUGCUCAUACCAUAUACACACAGACAGGGUUCAGUCGGUCAGCAGGCCAGAGACGCUCUGCUGCUCAUCAUGUCUCUGUCGGCCUCUGAGCCCCGAGUCGCCCAUCACAUCGGAGAGAACACGUACUUCUGUCCUGUGCUGGCCACAGGUCUGUCUGGUCUGUACUCGUCUCUCCCGGCCAGGCUGCAGGUUUACAGCGAGGACUGGCACUGUCUGGACCAGGCCGACUGGCAACAGGUUCCAGCUCUCGUCCACUUCCUGCACUCGCUGGACUUCUGUAGUGCUGUUACCAAGGUUGCUCAUCCCUCCAUCCGGUCUCAGUUGCUGGGUUACAUCUACAACGGCUUCCUGGUGCCUGUUCUGGCUCCUGCUCUUCACAAGCUGACGGUGGAGGAGGUGAUGACCACAACAGCGUACCUGGACCUGUUCCUGCGCUCCAUCUCUGAGCCCGCCCUCCUGCAGACCUUCCUGUCCUUCAUCCUGCUGCACACGCACGACAACGUGCACAUACUGGACACGCUGGUCAGCAGGGUCAACACACCUUUUCAGUUGGGUACGGUGUCGCUGGCUCUGUUCAGGACUCUGAUCGGUCUGUUCUGUGAAGACGUCAUGCUGCAGCUGGUGUUCAGGUAUCUGAUUCCCUGCAGCCACCUGAGCAGGAAGCAACGUUCCUCCUUAAAGCAGAGAGACUGUUACUCCUCCAGCGCCGCCUCCUUCCUGCUCCUCAUGCCCUCCUGGUGCCCCGUGUACAUCCACAACGCCAACACACACUCGCACUCUGAGCACAUCCACUGGCCCAAAGGAGCAGAGCUGUCAGUGUCAGACAGCGUUGGCUACUGUCGAGGUUCAGACUUUCUGAUGGAUGUAAACUACCUCCACUACCUUUGGGACGCACGACAGGCCAUCGCCACCUCCCACAGGGCAUGUCGGCUGUGGUCAGCCCCGUAUGACGGGAUCAACCCUUCGUCUGAGGAGUACCAAUCGGACACACCAGGGGACGACGUGGAAGAUGAGGAAGAAAUUGUACAGCGAGUCAAGAGCGACUCCAUCUCCUCUUUGGUGAUCACUCCUCCCCCCUCGGCCCUCUCCCCCACCCCCUCCUCCUCAGAUACUAUCUCCAUGGGCAACCAGGCAGGGAGAGCCAGUUCGGCCCUGGAGCUGGAGUGGGACGACAUUUUUGCAGAUGACGAUCCCUCUUCGUCGGCGUUGAUAAACACAGGGCUAGCAAAUGGCGGCGUGACGGCCCCCCCUCCUCUACCUCCUCAACACAUCCAGGAAAUGCGACGCAGUGCAAUCAAGUUGGUGCAUGGCUCGUAUGUAGAAGAAUCCGAGUUUGAGGACGACGUCUUGGUUUACGAUCUAGUUGCCCAGAAAGACACAAAGGCGGCCCUUUUGGAGCGACUCAUGGCCGCAAAUCGAAGGGCACGUGGAGGAAGCACCUCAAACGGUCAGCGAGUGUCGACGGGAGUGUCGACAGCGACAAUAACAACAAUGUUAACGACAACAGGGAGGACGGUAAUGGAAACGGUUAACAGUAUUAUGACGUCAAGGAGGAGGAGUGAGGAUGGAGGGAAGGAAGAAAGAAGUAGGAGUGAAGAUUAUGGGAAGGAAGUGAGGUGGAGUGAGGACUGUGGAAAGGAGAUAGGGAGAAGGAAGGAGGAAGAAGAAGAUGAAAAAAACAGGACAGAUGUACAAGUGGAGCUGAAGGGAAAUCGAGUUUUCACCAAUGGGUUUAAUGGAAAGAAUCACAUCAUCGAAGAAUGUGAUGACGCUGAUGAAGACGCCCAGGUAUUUAAGAAAAGCUGCAACGUGAGUGACUUCGCAACUGUUGUCAAUCACAAGCAAACAACGCACCAACAGCAUGUACACCACAACACACAACGUCCCAAACCGUGUUCAGUGACAAACACUCUACCCAAUGGCCAUCAUCAAUCUGACCCUGUGGUUUCUGCAACCAAGGCCAAGCCUACAAAUCUACCCGGUAACAAAGUCGCUAAGAACGACGACUUCCUGUCCCAGUACCAUGAACUCAUGCUCUCUUUUGGGGUGGAGCCAGACUGUGACGACAUCACAGACAACAUCGGCACAUUUAGGAAGCGGGUCCGAGCGCUGAGGCAAAAACUGGAAGAGGAGGAAGAGGGACUCGGCAAAGAAUUAGGUUUCGGCUCCUCGUGGGAUGACGGAGAGGAGGAAGGAGAGGAGGAGGCGAUGGAGGAGGAAGACGAGGAAGAGGAAGGAGAGGAGACGGGGAGCAGCGGUAAGAAAGGCAGCAGUAGACACGGAGUUCCCUUUACAGGUCCGUUCAUAAGCGUCCUGUUGUCCCGGCUCGAGAACCUUCUGGAAAACUCCAUUGCAGUAAACCUGCUGGUGACAGGCAUCCUGGCCCAGCUGGCGUCGUACCCACAACCUCUGCUGAGAUCCUUCCUGCUCAGCACAGACACGACACACAACCAGCCCAACGUACGCACGCUGUAUCAGGUGUUGUUGUCGGUGCACGCUCAGAUUGAGCGCUACGUGGCUGCCAGACCAGACUAUCCGGCACUGGUCACUCAGGCCUGGAGGUUCUUGUUGGCUAAAGACCAGGACAGCAAGUUUAGAGAGUGCCUUGAGUCUCAACACGGCGACAUCAUCCUGGACCCUUCUCUUCCUAAUGGUUCUGUGAGGAACGCCCUGGCUUUGCCUCCUCUUGGCGUCUUGCCGCCCUGCCCUCCGAUCCCCCCCCAGGCCAAGAGCCGAGUGUUCGCCAUCGUCCUGUACGCCGAGUUCCUCAAGGAGCUAGCCGCCAUCGCCCAGGAGCACAGCAUCGCACUGGACUGUUCUGCAGAGGAGUAAUGGGAGUGUCUAGCUCUCUGAGAAUCUGCCAUCGAUG
Seriola aureovittata is the source of this 3930-nucleotide messenger RNA. RefSeq names its product FHF complex subunit HOOK-interacting protein 1A-like. The record is from RefSeq and is a predicted model, not a curated record. The coding region runs from base 366 to 3893 and encodes 1175 amino acids. NCBI's taxonomy places the organism in Eukaryota, Metazoa, Chordata, Actinopteri, Carangiformes, Carangidae. The transcript is spliced from 17 exons.